Messenger RNA from Daucus carota subsp. sativus, 919 nucleotides. RefSeq names its product auxin-responsive protein SAUR21-like. Gene Ontology annotation, biological process: response to auxin. The record is from RefSeq and is a predicted model, not a curated record. The transcript has a single exon. Lineage: Eukaryota; Viridiplantae; Streptophyta; Magnoliopsida; Apiales; Apiaceae. Bases 279 to 566 code for a protein of 95 amino acids.
CACUACAAGACUCAAACAUUUAAGUCCUACCAUUAGUCUUAAACAUAUGUGGCCAUUGAGAGAGAAUAGCAUGUGCUAAUGCCUAAUUCAUCUGUGCCACUCAAUCAAAUGUUCAAUACUACUUCCUAUGUGCUCUAUAAAAUAGCUAUUAUAAACUCAACCAAAUUUAUCACAUAAUCCAUUGUAUUCAAGUUCUAAGCCUUCCAUCUGCAAAAGUCCUUGUAUUUUAAUAUCAGCAGAGUUUAUCCUGAAUACUACAAAUUUUUGAUUUUAGCAUCAUGGGUAUUCAUGUUCCUCGUAUCACUAGUCUUAAGCAAAUUCUCAACCGCCAAUUCACCUCAACAAAUCUUGAUCGUAGUACAAAUGUCCCUAAGGGAUGCAUGGCAGUUUAUGUUGGGGAGAACCAAAGAAGAAGAUUUGUAGUUCCGAUCUCUUACUUAAAUGAGCCUUCAUUUCAAGACCUUUUAAGUCAAGCAGAGGAAGAAUUUGGGUUUAGUCAUCCAGAAGGUGGCCUCACAAUUCCAUUCAAGGAAGACACCUUCAUUGAUCUCUUGAACAUAUUAUGAGAGCUUAUAUAUAUCUGUACAGAUACAUACUUACUGAAAUGUUGUUAGAUAGUUUACAAAUUUUGUGAACUAGUCCAGACAUUUUAUAUUUGACUGAGACUUUCCAUGAAAAUCUUUUAGGCAUCAAGAAUACAUGAAAUUAUUCGUUCUUGUAGAUUUUUUGUAAUCGGUUCUUAUCUCAAAUACGUUUAGUUAGCAAAUUCUAUUUGUCCGUAAAAAUACCAGUCUCAGUCUGUUAACGAAAAACACCUUAAAACUUGACUUCCCUGAUCUCUGAGGUAGAAUGUGAAAUUUUUAGGGUAGUUUCUGUUAACUUCUUAUAAAAUUUGUAUAUAAGGUAUCUAUUUUAAUUU